UAUAUACAUAAAGCCUAGAUUGCUUCCUGACAUCGCCGUCCCUCCCACUCUCCCAGCCAGAGCUGGUAUCAGUCUCUGCCAUAACGAUGUCGUACGACGAUGUGGAAAUAGAGGAUAUGGAGUGGAACGAGGAGUUAGAAGCUUACACGUAUCCAUGUCCCUGCGGCGACCUCUUCCAGAUCACCAAAGAAGAUCUCCGUAUCGGUGAGGAAAUCGCUCGAUGCCCUAGCUGUUCUCUCUACAUCACCGUCAUCUACAACCUCGAAGACUUCAUCGCCUCCGAUUCUAAGAACAACCUCCAGCCUUCCAAGCAGCAGCCUGUCGCCGUUGCUUAAUUUCUGCAAGUCUUUUUUUUUUUUUUUGGUUCUUUUGGGAAUCAGUAAAUUAAGGGUUUUUUUUUCCCUCUGUAACUGCGAACUUUACGUGUAUUUAGAAUUAUUGAUGCAAUAGAGAUAUUGUAAACGAUUAGGUGCUUGAUUAGUGAAUUGAAUCAAUUUUGCUGGAACAGAAUUGCAGGAGUUCCUUUGGUUAAUCUGUGUAAUUUAAAGAGCAUUUAGAUAUAUUCUUCUUCCAACUGAGUACUAUAGUUUUAUAUUUCCAAAUUCAUUAACACUUCGGUUGAUUUGACUGUAUCGAUUUUUUUUUUGUUGUUGUUGCCAAUUAAGAGUUAAGUCACCUCUUUCGCAGGACUGUCGUAUUUGUUCUCUAAUUCCCUUGUAGAAAAAAGUUGUGUGCCCAUGUUCAGCUAAUGUCUGUCUUUCUUUCAGGUUUAAAAUCACUGCAACAAGACUCAUUGAAUGAGUUUCUACCUUAGGUAUGUCCCAAAAAUUGAUUGGAACCAGAGUUCGUAGUUUAGAAGCCUGAGGAAUCUGUUGAAGAUGAAGUCUGAACUGGCCAUUGGAGUUGAAGAAACAAUGAAGUUUAUAGUUGGGGUUGUAUUUGCUUAGCUUCUGCAUGCUGACAAGAGUACAGAAGUAGGAAGCCAGUGUGAGUGGGGUCUUGACUUGGCUGUGACUGAGAAGCCAAAUCUAAAUCCUUUGAGAAGUCUGCUCCCAUCUCUUUGGAAUAAUGAUAAGAUUCGAAACGGAAGUCCAUCAUCAAAUGCGUUUACAACUCUUCGGAAAGUUGUUAAAGCAUCAAUGCAGUAAGUCUUUAUUCCAUAUUCCCGAGUAAAGAAAGCACAUUGGAGGAGCAACAUUCAUGCCUUCAUCUGCAUCAUGAAAGGUUAGAUAUUCUGCGAUAAGGCUUCCGUUUAGUCUUAUCUUCUUUGUCGAAAGUGGCUGCGGAAUUAGUGAUGUUGAGCAUCUUGAAUUAGUCUUUUUCAGCAAGAUAGAGGCAAGAUGUUCUGUAUGCCAUGGAAAGCAUAACACUCCCUCACUUUCUUACAAGUUGAAGCUUCUUUUAUUCUAGUUCUUGAGCAAGCUCACCAAAACUUCUACUUGUGUGACUUUUCUGUUAUUGUGAAGCAGACCUGUCUUUAUUUAAAGUUGUACUUAUCUGAAGAUUGUCCAUUGUUAAAGAGAAUGUAUGUACAUGUCUAUUAGCCUUCUGCCAUUGAUAUGGAAUAUGCAUUAUGUAGAUUAUCU
Molecule: messenger RNA, 1586 nt
Organism: Tripterygium wilfordii
Lineage: Eukaryota; Viridiplantae; Streptophyta; Magnoliopsida; Celastrales; Celastraceae
Product: diphthamide biosynthesis protein 3-like
Exons: 3
Coding region: 87-335 (82 amino acids)
Biological process (GO): protein histidyl modification to diphthamide; tRNA wobble uridine modification
Cellular component (GO): cytosol; nucleus
Molecular function (GO): metal ion binding
Source: RefSeq, a predicted model, not a curated record